AUGAGCCGAGGACGUUUAUUUGUGGAUAUGGCAGUACGUAGCAAUAAGGAAAACUUACCUGCUAACAUAGAAUCUCAUAAUGAUCAAAUCAAACAAAAUAGUCCAGCAAAUGAAACGGUUAAAGACAAUUUACUCAAUUCUAUAUCAGGCAGUUCAGAUACUACAGUUCAGUCUUCUAUGCCUGAAGAGAUAACUUCUUCAAUCUCUAAUAAAAUCAGCAAUCCCAUCGAUGUGGCUAUCCCAAAGUUCAAUAUCUCAUUCUUCACACCGAAAAAGGAUCUUUGCGAUCUAUGUGAAAGCUACAGUAAUUCAGAUGAAAAUGGCAAGCAGAAACUACAAGAAAACUAUGAACAACAUCUUAAAGAAAAAGAAUUAGUAAGGAUAGAAAAGGAUAAUGAUAAAAAAAGAACUGAUGUUAAAGUAGCUGUAUAUGAUCUGCAAGCAGUAAUGCAAGUGCCUAAAGGACAGAAUAUGUCGUAUCAGUCUAGUGUAGCUCAAGAUACUUUGGCUGCAGCUCAGUUAGAAAUGGCCGGCAACCCUAAUGCUCUGGCCCUUCGUCGGCCAUUCGACCCAGUGGCUCAUGACUUAGAAGCGAGUUUUCGAUUAACAAGAUUUGCAGAUCUUAAAGGAAGAAGCUGCAAAGUACCUCAAGAUGUGCUCGGUAAACUUGUGGAAUCGCUCCAACAGGAUUAUUCUCAACAAGAACAAGACCAAUUUAUGCAUGUGGCGAUCCCGCGCAUCGGUAUAGGUUUGGAUUGCUCAGUAACACCACUUCGACAUGGUGGAUUGUGCUUGGUGCAAACAACCGACUUCUUUUAUCCUCUGGUUGAUGACCCGUAUAUGAUGGGGAAAAUUGCCUGUGCCAAUGUUUUGAGUGAUCUAUACGCUAUGGGUGUUACAGAGUGUGACAAUAUGCUGAUGCUACUCGGUGUAUCUACCAAAAUGACGGAAAAAGAACGUGACGUUGUCAUUCCCCUUAUCAUGCGCGGUUUCAAAGAUUCAGCGUUAGAAGCCGGGACUUCAGUUACUGGCGGGCAAACUGUAAUCAAUCCGUGGUGCACGAUUGGUGGGGUUGCUACUACCAUCUGUCAGCCAAAUGAAUAUAUUGUUCCGGAUAAUGCUGUUAUGGGUGAUGUUUUGGUACUAACGAAGCCUCUUGGUACUCAGGUGGCUGUAAAUGCACAUCAGUGGCUUGAUCAACCUGAACGCUGGAAUAGAAUCAAACUUGUGGUUUCUGAAGAGGAUGUACGAAAAGCAUAUCACCGUGCUAUGGAUUCUAUGAGUAGACUCAAUCGUAUUGCUGCUAGACUCAUGCACAAAUACAAUGCUCACGGUUCCACUGAUGUCACAGGUUUCGGCCUACUUGGCCAUGCCCAAAAUCUAGCUUCACAUCAAAAGAACGAAGUAUCCUUUGUUAUUCAUAACUUACCAGUGAUUGCUAAGAUGGCAGCUGUGGCUAAGGCAUGUGGCAAUAUGUUCCAACUACUUCAAGGACAUGCACCCGAGACGUCUGGUGGGUUAUUGAUUUGUCUCCCUCGUGAACAAGCUGCUGCAUAUUGCAAAGACAUUGAGAAGCAAGAAGGCUAUCAGGCUUGGAUCAUUGGAAUUGUGGAGAAGGGUAACCGUACUGCCCGCAUUAUUGACAAACCCCGAGUCAUUGAAGUUCCAGCUAAAGAUUAG
Molecule: messenger RNA, 1680 nt
Organism: Parnassius apollo (apollo)
Lineage: Eukaryota; Metazoa; Arthropoda; Insecta; Lepidoptera; Papilionidae
Source: the annotation of a GenBank genome assembly